Trichoderma asperellum CBS 433.97 is the source of this 624-nucleotide messenger RNA. RefSeq lists its product as uncharacterized. Gene Ontology annotation, molecular function: DNA-directed DNA polymerase activity. Gene Ontology annotation, cellular component: delta DNA polymerase complex. The record is from RefSeq and is a predicted model, not a curated record. Lineage: Eukaryota; Fungi; Ascomycota; Sordariomycetes; Hypocreales; Hypocreaceae. Gene Ontology annotation, biological process: DNA-templated DNA replication; DNA synthesis involved in DNA repair.
AUGCCUACAACAAGAAGAUCGGCCGCCAGCGCCCGGGGUCGCCCUGGUCCAGCCAAGGGACAAUCGACAAUCAGCUUUUCGGGCAAGGUUACAAAGGCCGUGCCCAAGGAUUUGAAGAAGGCAGUAGUAGAUUCGCCAACGAUUGCUAGAACCACCAUCCCCGAGCGGCCAGCGUCAAAAGACGAAGUUCGUAAACAAGAAGAAGCCGUUAAUGCCGUCGCAGAAGAACCAGACGUUGUUGAGCCGGAGCAAGAGGAGGAGGUAAAAGAAAUUGUUGAACAAAUUCCGGAGAAAUCAGAGGCUGAGCUUAAGGCUGAAAAGAUUACUGAUGCUCAGGUCAAAUCGUACUGGAAAGGGAUUGAGAAGCAGCGCAAGGCACCUCGAGUACACCAGCAAGAUCUCGACUUGGGCGAGAAAGUGCUAAGAUACUUCGACGUAAGCUCGCAGUACGGACCUUGCAUCGGAAUGACUCGCUUGAAGCGGUGGCAACGGGCUGAGCGAUUGGGUCUGAAUCCUCCUAUUGAAGUUUUGGCGGUCCUUCUAAAGGAGGAGAAUAAGGACAACAUUGAGGUGGAGACUGCGCACAUGGAUCGGAUAAUGAAUGCUACGGCUUUAUUUACAUAG